Messenger RNA from Rotaria sp. Silwood2, 1512 nucleotides. The record is from the annotation of a GenBank genome assembly. Lineage: Eukaryota; Metazoa; Rotifera; Eurotatoria; Philodinida; Philodinidae.
AUGGUCAUGAAUUUAAGUAUUAGUGGUAACAGAAGAUUAUCAUUAUGGAAUUUUAUUUCUUUCGAACCGCUUUAUGUUAUUAUUCCUAAUAUAUUUAUCAUACGUCCAAUACGAAUUUUAUUGAAUUAUUAUAUUAAACCGGCAAAAUUUUUAGUCGUCAUACUUCCACGAAACAUUUGGAAUAAAGUUCGUCGAAAUGAAACAAUAUGUUGUUUAAUUGGAUUUGGUAUUGGUGUUGGUUGUUGUAUACUUUAUCGUCUUAUUUCAAAUUUUCUCACUCCUUCUUCAUCGUCGACAACAUCAAUCUCAAAUAAUACACUAUCGUCUUUGUCAAACAAUAUACGUGAUGCAAAAACCUCACAAAUGGGUCAAGAACAUUCAUCGUUAUCUUCCAAUGGAAAUGAAAUAACUGUAACUUAUACAAAACGCCCACGUUCAUCAACAACAUUAAAACGAACAAUACCAGAUAGAAUUAAUACAACAACAGCUAAUGAUAAAUGUCAUUAUCAACUAUAUUCAAAUGAUUCCGAUCGUGAACCAUUACUUGGUUUACCUAUUGAUAAACAUCAUAUAUCAAUACCAAAUAAAAACUAUCAAACAAGUCAAUUAUCUGACGAAAUGACAUGGUCAGAAAUAUCAUCAAUGGGUACAAGUGUUUUAUUACAAGAAUCUUAUCAUUCCAAUUCUUUAACUGGUGAUUCUGGUGUUGAUUGUCAUGAAAUUUCGACAAUUAAAUUAUCACACAGUCAACAACAUAAUCCUGAUGUAACAACAAUAACAAACCCAAUUAUUGAUAAUGAUUAUGAUGAAAAUGAAUCAUUAAUUAAUUAUUCAAUAAAUGAUACAAAUACAUUACUGCAUUCAGAACCAAGAAAAUAUGAUUCUGAUACAGCACUUAGUCGUGGUGUUAUACUUCAAGAUACACAAACAGUAACAGAAUCUCAUGUUCGAUCUUGUAUGUCAACAGAAAAAGGUUUAGAACGUGCAUUAGAACAGACAAGUCGUUUUUAUUCUGACUUAGAACAUAUUGCAACCGAUUUAAAUACGUUAUCAAAAAAAUAUUCUAAAUCACAAUCAUCAGUAUCACCAUCAGUAUCAAAAUAUUAUAAUAAACCUACAAAUAAUACAAUUGAUGCACUUGAUUGGGACUGGAAUGAUGUUCAUUCUUCACCAUUAGUACAAUCACCAAAAAAUCGUCAUAAAAAACAAUUUCAACAUUGUACAUCGUCAUCAUUAUCCCGUUUAAAUAAUCAUAAAUAUAAAGUACGGAAACGAUUAAAUAAUAUCCAGAAACAAACGGAUUAUAAUGAAUCAGAUCUUGAAAUGCGUACAUCAAUUUCAUAUGAUUGUACAAGUUCACCUUUAAGACGAAGACCAAGUUCAGUUUAUUUUGAUUCAACAGAUAAUACAAGUGGUGAUGAAAAUUUUGGAGAUGAAACUCUACAAAUUCCAUCACCAUCAUCGGUGCUAACUUCAUCAAGAGCGACAGAAUGUUUUUCAAUUUCAAAAUAA